CGUCGCCGGGCUCCACUCCACGUUUUUCCCCGCGCUCUCGUGAAGCGCCGUGUGUACGUUAUAGGGAGAACAAGAGGAAACAACAGGGCACAACAAGCAAGAGGGGCGUGCAGAAUAACAGGAAAACGCUGCUGACAGAAUGAGAGAAAACACGAAGGGAAACGAGGCAUCGGGACGUCUGUUCUUUACUGCUGCCGCUGCGUUCCCGGAGCAUCUCUCCACCUUCACCGGAGGACGCUGCAUCUCUAGUACCGCCGCUGUCUGCUCCUAAUCCGCGCAGCCUCCUCAGCUCAAUCUCACUGUGAUUAUUACAACGUGUGACGGGGAGGAAGACGAAGUGAGAGCAGGCUUUCAGGGAGCAGGAAGGUUGACAACGUUUAGAAGGUUUUCCCUGAGCAUCUGCGAGCAUUUUUUAUUUUUUUCCUCUGCGCGCAGCGCUCCUCAGUCGCAUCACUGCCGACUUCUGUUAGACGCAAAGGAGGGAAAAAAAAAAAAAAAGACAGACUUGAUAAUCUCCUCUCUGUUCAAUUAUUUAAGAGUAUCUGUCCCUCAAGCUCAACAUAUGCAGGGGUCUUUGUUUUACAUCUCCUGUGCAUGAUCUUGAAAUCAGGCGAGAAGUGGCGCUGACACGGAUGAAAGCCGAUGGCCAGGCGCCCCGAAUUUUCUCAGAAGGGGGAUGCAACCUAAAAUAACCCCGGUGCCAAAUGGUCCCGGUUGCUGAAUUAUCCCUGCAGCUUUCCGCACAUCGCGAGCCGAGGGAGCCCUGAAUCUGUGACACGUACGGCUUCUCCGGAGACUGCCACCCCCCUCCUCCUCCUCCUCCUCCCUUCUCACCCCGCCACCACCACCACCACCACCACCACCACUUGAGGCCCCGGACGUCGGUGACUUUUUAAUGGCUUUUGUGUUCAGAAGAUGGAGGGUCUUACUGGUGCUGAACGUGCUUGCUGUUGCCGGGUUCAUGACUUUUUGGGCCAAGUGCAACACACGCAGCGUCCAAGCCGCCGGUCCGGAGGCUCCGGGUGACGGGAAGAGGCCCCGGGGCAACGGGACGGCGCAGGGGCCCAGCAUCAGCCAUGAGGUGUUGCUGAAGAGGCUGAGCUCGCUGGAGGACGUGGUGUACAGGCAGUUAAACGGUCUGUCCAAAUCUCUGGGCCUGAUUGAGGGCUUCGGGGGUCGGGGGAAAGGCGGCCUCCCUGCCACGCUGUCUCCAGCUGAGGAGAGCGAUGCCAAAUUCCUGAGGGAGAAGUACGGCUACAACGCCUACCUGAGUGACAGAAUCUCUCUGGAUCGGACCAUACCGGACCACCGGCCCAGCAAAUGCAGAAAGGUCAGCUACCCGAGGGACCUCCCCCAGAUCUCCCUCAUCUUCAUCUUCGUCAACGAGGCUCUGUCCGUGAUCCUGCGCUCAGUCCACUCUGCUGUCAAUCACACGCCGGCACACUUGCUCAAAGACAUCAUCUUGGUGGAUGACAACAGCGAUGAUGAGCAGCUGAAAGGACCUCUGGAGGAGUAUGUCAACAAGCGCUACCCCGGCCUGGUGAAGAUCGUCAGGAACCAGAAGAGAGAGGGACUGAUCCGGGCCAGAAUCGAGGGCUGGAAGGUGGCCACUGCCGAGGUGACAGGAUUUUUUGACGCCCACGUGGAGUUCACACCAUCCUGGGCUGAGCCGGUUCUGGCCAGAAUAAAAGAGGACCACAAGAGGAUCAUUUUGCCCUCCAUCGACAACAUCAAGCACGACACGUUCGAGGUGGAGCGCUACGAGAACUCGGGCCAUGGCUACAACUGGGAGCUGUGGUGCAUGUACAUCAACCCGCCCAAACAGUGGUGGGACGAGGGCGACAUGUCCGCUCCCAUCAGGACUCCCGCCAUGAUUGGCUGCUCCUUCGUGGCCAACCGUGAUUACUUCGGGGAGCUCGGCCUGCUCGACUCUGGCAUGGACGUUUACGGAGGGGAGAACAUCGAACUGGGCAUCAGGGUGUGGCUGUGUGGAGGCAGUAUGGAGGUGCUGCCUUGUUCCAGGGUGGCUCACAUCGCCCGGAUUAAGAAACCCUACCACAGUAACAUAGCUUUCCACACACGGCGUAACGCUCUACGCGUGGCUGAGGUCUGGAUGGAUGAGUACAAAUCCAAUGUCUACCUGGCCUGGAACAUCCCCAUGGAGAAUCACGGUAUUGAUUAUGGAGACGUCUCUCAGAGGGUUGCCCUGAGGAAGAGUCUGCAGUGUAAGAGCUUUGAGUGGUACCUCGACAAUGUUUACCCAGAGAUGAGGAGGUACAACAACACACUGUUCUAUGGAGAGAUUCGUAACUCUAAGGUGAGCCACCUGUGUAUGGAUCAAGGCAUGAAGGAGAACCACACGGCCACCCUGCAUCCGUGUCAUGGAUGGGGUCCUCAGUUAGGACGUUACACCAAAGAGGGUCAGCUGUUCCUGGGCCCCCUGGGCAGCACCGGGGAGGACACUCGCUGCGUGGUGGACGAUCAGAUCAGCAGCUUUCCUCAGCUCCUUAACUGUGACAAAGUGACCAAUGUGAAGCAGAAGACAUGGCAUUUCUCUCAGAACGAAUCCAUCAUUAACCGUGCCACGGGGCGCUGUCUGGAGGUGGUGCCGGCUAACGUUUACUUCGGUCACCUGCUGGUCCUGCAGCCCUGCUCCGGGCAGAGGUGGACCAUCAAGAACACCAUGAAGCAGUAGUCGAAUGGCCAAUUUCACUGGGACCAAUGACACCAGUGGCCAUUUGCAAGAGCUGCUGCCUGAACCUACAGCUUGGUCGAGCCACAGCUGAUGAGGCAGAGGCUUCCCGUCUUCUCAAGAAAAGACGGAGAAGGUUUAAAAGAGAUACGAGCUGUGAGCAUCUCAGUGAUACAAGUUUUUUUUUUUUUU
Messenger RNA from Seriola aureovittata, 2884 nucleotides. It is a transcript of the gene galnt17, whose product is annotated as polypeptide N-acetylgalactosaminyltransferase 17. NCBI's taxonomy places the organism in Eukaryota, Metazoa, Chordata, Actinopteri, Carangiformes, Carangidae. Gene Ontology annotation, cellular component: Golgi apparatus. The coding region runs from base 896 to 2695 and encodes 599 amino acids. The record is from RefSeq and is a predicted model, not a curated record. The transcript has 12 exons.